Messenger RNA from Eupeodes corollae, 1913 nucleotides. It is a transcript of the gene shps, whose product is annotated as probable flavin-containing monoamine oxidase A. The transcript is spliced from 3 exons. Bases 159 to 1565 code for a protein of 468 amino acids. NCBI's taxonomy places the organism in Eukaryota, Metazoa, Arthropoda, Insecta, Diptera, Syrphidae. Gene Ontology annotation, molecular function: oxidoreductase activity. The record is from RefSeq and is a predicted model, not a curated record.
ACUCAAUCCAAUCAGUCACAGAAAUUGUAGAAUUUUGUUGUUUUCACUUAACAAAAUUAAAAACUAAAAGCAUUGUUUAUACACAAGAUUAAAAUGUCUAAUCAAUUUUAAUCUUCAAACUUAAAACGCAUUAAAAAAACUAAAUUCCCGGUAAGAUAAUGUUUGAUGUUUUAAUAAUUGGUGCCGGCCUUUCUGGUCUCACGUCGGCAUAUAAAAUUCUUAAAAAAGAACCAUCUCUCACAAUCAAAAUUCUCGAAGCCAACAAUACAAUCGGAGGACAAAUUGCUACUUCAAAGUCCAAUGAAGAACUAGGUGGAAGAAAAUUGACAGCUGAUCAAACUCAUAUUUAUAAUCUUUUAACUGAGUUUGAAGUCCAUAUGAAACGACAUUUACCAAUUUCAAAAAAUCUCAAACGCUCAUGGUCAUUGGAUAUUGGUAAUUUUGCGUUUAUAGCUAAAUUAGAACUACAACGUUAUAUGAAUCAUUUGGAUCUCAGAUCACAACUUUUUCGACCAGGAACUUAUGAACUAAAGUCAGAAGAUAGAAAAUACACAAUGUGUCAUCACAUAAAUGACAGCAUGUUAUUCCAAAAUUCCCGCAAAUUUAUGAAGAGCUUUGUACGGCUUGUGACAGGUGUGGAUGCGAAUGACAUAAGCUUCGUUGAGUUUAUGAAUAUUGUGCAUAGCUGUGGGAAUUUGAAAUCACUAAUGAAAUUGUACAUAGAACCAUCAAAUAGCGUUUUCGAAUUUUCUUCAGAACAACUUCUUGGAGUAUUCUUGGCCCGACUCGAGCCGGUUUCGAUAAAAAGACAAUCUAAAGUUGUCGAGGUUUGUCAUCACAAUGACUAUGUUGAAGUGACUGAAACAAACGGAUCUAUUCAUUGUGCAAGAGUAGUCAUCUUGGCCAUUCCAUGUAACCAAAUUGAAGACAUCUUCAUAACGCCGCCCAUUCCCUUGGAAUAUGAAAUACCCUAUCUUGGAGAUAAAUACUACAUCACUUCAUUCCUGGUUGAGUACGAUGAACCUCACUGGCGUCGAGGUGGUUUUUCUGGCAGUUUCUAUUCUGCCGAUCCACCAAUCUUCGCGCAACAACACAAACAGACCUCGUUAGUCGGAUACGUUAUGCACGAACAUGGUUUUGAAUUGCUCAUCAGAUCAAUCCUUCUAAAAAGUCUAGCUGAAAGUUUUGGUAAAGAAAUGACAGAACCCGUCAAAUACCAUCAGCAAACGUUCGAGCAGAUAUCACUUAUGAAUCUUCCUUGCACUACUCCUUGGAAUCGUAUAAUCUGGUCAUCAACAUCAAUGGCUACACUUUAUCGCGGUUGCUUAAACGGAGCUGUUCAAAGCGGUUUAAGGGCGGCAGUUCAUGCUCUUUUAAUUUUGAGACCUCAAAGUGUCAUUUGGCAGGAUUUGGCAGAGAUACAAAAAGCCAGUGUAGUCUAUCGAUACCCAAGCCAUUGGGAUUUGAUGAAGAGUUCAUGGAAUGUCUACAAUACUGCAGUGUACUCCACGAUUGCACUGGUGGCCUUUUGUAUGCUGAGAUACAGACAUAAAAUAUUCAAUUAAUACCCUCUAAUGUCAAGUUGAUCGUAGUUUGAAAGAAUGUUUGUAUUUUUUGGGGGACAACAAUAGAAGUGACAGGAAGAAGAACCGCAUCCAUUAAGCUUGAAUAAAUAAUUUAAACACAAAACAAGUGUGCAAUCUUGAGUUAUUUGUAUGUCAAUUGGAUUCCAAAGAAAAUGUUUUGUUAGUAAAUUAGGGGAGUAGAGGCAGAGUUUAUCAUGGUAUACAAUUUCUUAUAAUGAACAACUUCAAGAAAUGUCAUCACAGAUCAUAAAGAAAGCUUCCAAAUUGUACAUAUUUAAACAAAAAUAUCCGCAUUAAAAUCUUAGUCUAGACAAACUCUAAAAUUGU